This is a messenger RNA of Myotis lucifugus (little brown bat), 3572 nucleotides long. RefSeq names its product solute carrier family 30 member 4 (gene SLC30A4). Gene Ontology annotation, cellular component: plasma membrane. Gene Ontology annotation, molecular function: zinc ion transmembrane transporter activity. Gene Ontology annotation, biological process: response to zinc ion; zinc ion transmembrane transport. The record is from RefSeq and is a predicted model, not a curated record. NCBI's taxonomy places the organism in Eukaryota, Metazoa, Chordata, Mammalia, Chiroptera, Vespertilionidae. The transcript is spliced from 7 exons. Bases 193 to 1110 code for a protein of 305 amino acids.
CUGUUAACGGAGCGCACCCGGCGCUCCAGGCCUGACGACGAUUCCCUGCUGGACCAGGACCUGCCUUUGACCAACAGCCAGCUGAGCCUGAAGGUGGACCCGUGUGACACCUGCAGCAGACGCAGGGAGCUGCUGAAGCAGAGAAAGGUGAAGACCAGGUUGACCAUUGCCGCCGUUCUGUACUUGCUCUUCAUGAUUGGAGAGCUCGUAGGUGGAUACAUUGCAAAUAGCCUAGCAGUCAUGACAGAUGCACUUCAUAUGUUAACUGACUUAAGUGCUAUCAUACUGACCCUGCUUGCUUUGUGGCUGUCUUCAAAAUCACCAACCAAAAGAUUCACCUUUGGAUUUCAUCGCUUAGAGGUUUUGUCAGCUAUGAUUAGUGUGCUGUUGGUGUAUAUACUUAUGGCAUUUCUCCUAUAUGAAGCUGUCCAAAGAACUAUCCAUAUGAACUAUGAAAUAAAUGGAGAUAUAAUGCUCAUUACCGCAGCUGUUGGAGUUGCAGUCAAUGUAAUAAUGGGGUUUCUGUUGAACCAAUCUGGUCACCAUCACGCCCAUUCCCACUCCCUGCCUUCAAAUUCUCCUACCACAGGUCCUGGGUAUGGGCACAACCAUGGGCAGGAUAGCUUGGCAGUGAGAGCUGCAUUUGUACACGCUUUGGGGGAUUUGGUACAAAGUGUCGGUGUGCUAAUAGCUGCCUACAUCAUACGAUUCAAGCCAGAAUACAAGAUUGCUGAUCCCAUCUGUACAUAUGUAUUUUCAUUACUUGUGGCUUUUACAACAUUUCGCAUUAUAUGGGACACAGUAGUUAUAAUACUAGAAGGUGUACCAAGGCAUUUGCAUGUUGACUAUAUCAAAGAAGCCUUGAUGAAAAUAGAAGAUGUCCAUUCAGUGGAAGAUUUAAAUGUCUGGUCUCUUACUUCAGGAAAGCCCAUGGCCAUUGCACACAUACAGCUAAUUCCUGGAAGUUCAUCUCAAUGGGAGGAGGUACAGUCCAAAGCCAGGCAUUUGUUGUUGAACACAUUUGGCAUGUAUAAAUGUACUAUUCAGCUUCAGAGUUACCGGCAAGACGUGGACAGAACUUGUGCAAACUGCCAGAAUGCCAGCUCCUAACUGAAGAUGUCUGGGGGACUACUGCCUUAUUUACCCUGCAGUCACAGACUUGAGAGCAAUAAAUGCACUUGAAUGGGAGAAUGGAAUUCCUGAGAGCCAUGCCCGGGCACUGGCCUCGCAGUCAGCCUGAGAGUGCUAGUUUCUGUCGAAUGGAAAAGUGAGACUUCACCAUGAUUUUCAGAUGAAGAUGUUUCCAAAACACUGUUUACAGAAUGAGACGUGACUCUACAGAUACCUCAGAGAAGACAAUCGAAGACCGUACUCACAAUCACAGCAGAGCAUGUGUCAUGAAGGAAGCAUCAAGAGUUCUGUAUUUGCAUUUAAAAAUCCUUUUUAAAGCCCAUUUCUAUCAAGCCAGUGCUGGAAAACUGAUUUUUUAAUGUAAUCUUGAUACCCAGCUUCUGGAAUUUGACACCCAGCUCUCUCUUUUUACAGAAAUGAUUUCUCAGCAGAUUUCAGAAAGUACUAGUAAUUAUCCAGAGUGGAAUAAGCAUGUAUUCCUAAAUGUUUCAGAAAUGUUUUAUUUCACAAGUAAGUCUUAUUGGUAUUAUUAUACUUUAUAAACAAAAUUUUCCAGAUAUUACAGGGUUUUGAAUCUCAAUUUUUGGUUAUUUGUAAUCUUAUCAGAACCAAAUCUUUACGUAUUGUGGUCACUGUCAUUAAAUUGCUUAGGAAAUAUUUUCAGUUUAUUCUGAAUGGCAGAAAAUCUUAAACUGGAAUUACUAUAUGAUAAUUUGAACAAAUAUAGAAGCAAGGAUGGGGUGUGGAGUUUCAGAUUUAAGUCUUUCUGAAAUCACUUUUAUUGUCCAUGGAAUUUAUCUUUGCUUACGAACAGCAAGCGACGCAAAAUGCAAACAAUGAUGCUCUGUCCUUUUAGAAAUUGCCUUAUGUUUUGUACAGAAAGUUUGCUUGGUACCUUGCUUCCUGCCUCCAUACCAGGUCAUCUGCUUGUGCCUUUCAGGGUAGAGCUCUAGAGAGCCAAGGUUCAGUUUUAAUACCCGUCUCUCCCAUGCAGAUUAACUACAUUUCUCCAGAGAGAAUUUCUGUAUGAUGAUAUGGAUUAGGAAUCCUCCACAGGCUCCAGAAACCCUAAGAUAUAAUUUUGAGGUUUUCCAAUAAUACCAUAGCAGAAAUGCUAAAAGGGAUUGGGGGAAGACAUGAUUUUCAGAAGACAAAAAUUUUAAGGGUUUUGGAGUGUGUGUGUGUGUGUGUGUGUGUGUGUGUGUGUGUGUUAAAGCACUGGAAUAGGAUGGACAUUAAAUCUGUGUGGUAGGGAAGUUAAGCAUAAAAGUUUCCAAACAGAAGGCAACCUAACUGGUAACAGUUGUAUUAAAGAGGCAACUGUGAAUAUUCCUGUCAACUGUUGGUUUUGGGAUUAUAUUUAGUGCACGUUAGGGAGUCCAUUUUCAGCAGAGAAUCGGGAUAAAGUAACAUGUACCAGACAGGCUGUGAGAUGAAAUCCUAGAUAGGCAGGCCAGUGACUUAAAAUGUAAGUGAAGAAUAUGAAACAGAUUUCAUCUUUCUGCCAAGGACCUCACUAUAAGUAAACCUAAGGUAAAAUCUAGAUUCACCUAAAAGAUUGUUAAGAGUCAAUGGUGUCCAACAAAAGUUUUAGUGAGUGUUAAUGGUACCUAAUAAAGCCCAGCAUUUGUUGAAUCGAAUUGAAAAUUUUAUGGGAUUCUUACUGUGAAUCCAUUUAAAAUAAUGAUUUUAAUUUUUCAAAAAUUUUGGGAACAUAUAAUAAAAAAUACUCUUUUAUUAUAUAAUGUCCUGUAUUUCAAAAAAUACUCUUAAAUGUAGAAGGCAAGUGAGAAUAAACGAGAGGCAUGUCAGUGCACAUCUGGGCAUUUACGACUUUGGGCACCUAGCAGAGAAAGGAAGAGAAUGUGCCUGUGCUAAUAGGUUUCUCCACAUUUGCAGCUGUUCCCAUAUCUACUGAGCUCGUUUCUUGUCGACCUGUUCCUUGAAAAGUUAUUGAGUAAAACAGUCUGAAAUCCACUUGAGGAUUGAAAAGGAUCCUUUUGUAUAAUGGAGAAACACUGACAACUUUUGUAAAUCUUAAUUAUUAUGUUCUGUUUAAAAUUAGGUACACAUGAAGUUUUCUGUGCUUUGUUGUUUUGUGUGUUUUUUUGCAGCAACUACAGAUUUUAUGCUUGUAUUUUACUGGAUCUGUGAGAUUUGAUAAUUGAUAGAUUUAACUCUUUGUAACUUGACAAAACCCACAGAAAAGGAUGUGAACUUAGCAGAUGGGAGCAGGGGCUGCACAGCGUCUGACAGAGACACAGAGAAAGAGCCAUCCAUUGUCCUGUGAAAAGCACAGCUGAGCCUGGAUUAACACCUACCAUUGUUCACUUUGCACUGGGAAAACAUCAUAACAAAAACUGGGCAGUUCUUCAGUGUGAUGUGUUUUCAUUAACAUUUGCAAAUAAUCAAAGUUGUGUACAUAAACCUGUGUUUCACAA